GAUAGAGUUUUAUACUCUCGUUCUUUUCCCACCAGGAGUCCCGUCUGGUUCUUCACCGACAACUUCUUCACAUCGAUACGCGGUAUUCUUUUUAUUCUAUUUUUUUUUCUUUCUUCUCUGCUCUAAGCAGCUCUGCCGAGUUCCUGUCGCAAACGCCGUCCCCCUCCUCGCCUCUCCGAGUCAACAAAGGCUACUCUAUCUCUAAAAGCCGUGUUGGCAUCUGUCACCAGCUUGCCCUCUUCGAGAUUCACUGCGAUACACUUUCUCUCCUCCAAGCGCUCCUUCAGCAGGCCUGCCGCCAGACACCGUUCCGGCAGAGCUCCGAAAAACAAAUUUGCCCUCAUUACCUCGUAACCCGAGGUUAGAGAUUGCUGAUCUUUCGACAUGGCGACAAUGCGAGGAAACGCGGGCGGCUACGGCAUGGGAGCCCCAAGCUACGGCGGUGGCAUGAACGACAGCUCCCAGGAGACCAAUACCCUGGAUGCCAUCAGGCAACACACCAGCAAGAUCGAGGACCUACUCGACAGUGCCGCCGAGCCGGUCAAGCCUUACCUCCCCGCAAUUGGCCGGUUUCUGAUCGUCGUGACCUUCCUCGAGGAUGCCCUGCGCAUAAUAACACAAUGGAGCGACCAGCUGCUCUACCUACACGACUACCGUCACAUCCCCAGCGGUCUCACCCACCUCUUCCUCAUCACGAACGUCAUUGCCAUGGCCGCCUGCUCCACGAUGGUUAUUGCCCGCAAGCACUCUGACUAUGCUGUCGGCGGCCUCAUCGCCGUCGUCAUCACGCAGGCCCUCGGCUAUGGCCUCAUCUUCGAUCUCAACUUCUUCCUGCGCAACCUGUCCGUCAUGGGUGGUCUGCUAAUGGUUCUCUCCGACUCGUGGGUGCGCAAGACCCAGGUCUUUGCCGGCCUUCCCCAGCUCGAGGAGAAGGACCGCAAGAUGUACUUCCAGUUCGCGGGCCGCGUCCUGCUCAUCUUCCUCUUCGUCGGCUUCGUGUUCAGUGGAUCGUGGUCCAUCGGCAGGGUUUUGGUCUCGAUCGUCGGCCUCGUGGCUUGCGUCAUGGUUGUGGUUGGCUUCAAGGCCAAGUGGAGCGCUACGCUGCUGGUGGUCAUCCUCAGCAUCUUCAACAUCCUGGUGAACAACUUCUGGACUCUUCACGAACACCACCCUCACAAGGACUUUGCCAAGUACGACUUCUUCCAGAUCCUGUCCAUUGUCGGCGGUCUCCUGCUCCUUGUCAACAGCGGCCCCGGCCAGCUCAGCUAUGACGAGAAGAAGAAGGUCUACUAAGACUGUGCGGGGGAUGUCAGCCGCGACAAGGCACUUCGCGGCAAUUAUGGUGACGGGUGCUGAAGGUUGGCUCAAGAGGGCAGGAUUGUCGAAGUCCUCCCGUAUGUAUGAGGUAGUGAAAACAAAAAGAAGAAAAAUUCCCACCAAAAACGGGUCUUAGGCUGGCAGGAUUAAGCAGUGGAUAUCAUUUCAAAAGGGCGUUCACGGUCAAGUGGGGCGAAUACAAAGUUUUAUACAUUGCUCAG
Molecule: messenger RNA, 1538 nt
Organism: Cryphonectria parasitica EP155
Lineage: Eukaryota; Fungi; Ascomycota; Sordariomycetes; Diaporthales; Cryphonectriaceae
Product: SURF4-domain-containing protein
Exons: 4
Coding region: 385-1293 (302 amino acids)
Biological process (GO): Golgi organization
Cellular component (GO): membrane; endoplasmic reticulum-Golgi intermediate compartment; endoplasmic reticulum
Source: RefSeq, a predicted model, not a curated record